UUCGUUGACAGAGAACUCAGCCUUCAGUUCGUUUGCAACCAGCUGGUUGGGGGGCAGCCAUGGAAGAGCUGUGUCCGUUGCACGAGAUGCGUUGGAGGCCGUCGAUUUUUGGUUGGGAGAUCCUUCGACUGAGGCUUCUAUCUUUCUUGCUUACGAAUCUUUGCAUCGUUGCUCUUCAGCUUGAAUACACCAAAAAGCAAGGGACUAAAAAUUUGCAUUUUGCUACCAUUUUCAAGCUUGGAUAUAUCAAAAAGCAAGACACUAAGCAUUUGGAUUCUGCUAUAAUAUUUGAGGUUCUUGCUAUCAUCCUGCUUCUGCAUGCGUGUUGGUACAAGUGCUUAACAGAUUUUCUCAUUAUAGAUGUUUGUACUGUCGAAUUCCGAAAAAGAGGAUUGCCACAUGCUCACAUGUUGAUCUGGUUAAAACAAAAUUAUAAAUGUUAUUCAGCAGUUGAUAUAGAUUCUAUCAUUUCUGCCGAAUUACCAAACAAAACUGUAAAUUAUGAUCUUUAUAACAUUGUGACUCAAUUUAUGAUCCAUGGUCCAUGUGGACAAAUAAAUCCUCAUUCUCCAUGUAUGCGAGAAGGAAAAUGUUCUAAAUCUUUUCCCAAACAAUAUAAAAGCGAAACAAUUUUUGAAACAAAUGGUUACCCUGUAUACAAACGUCGUGACGAUCCAACAAAAUUUGUGAUAAAAAAUGGAAUGCAAAUUGAUAAUAGUUUUGUAGUACCUUACAAUUCUAAAUUACUACAAAGAUAUAAUGCUCAUAUAAAUGUUGAAUCCUGUUGUCAAUCAAUGCUUAUAAAAUAUCUUUUCAAAUAUAUAAACAAAGGUUCAGAUAGAGCUAGAGUAGUUUUCCAAGAGAACCAACAAGAUGAAAUACUUGCCUAUCUAAAUUGUAGAUACAUAUCUCCAUAUGAAGCUGUUUGGAGGUUGUUUCAAUAUCCUAUUCAUUUUAGAAAACCCUCAGUUGAACGAUUACCAAUACAUUUACCUUUAGAACAAAAUAUUAUUUUCAAUGGUGAUCAAUCGCUUCAAUCAAUUGUUAACCGAAAAAAUGUUGAAUCUACAAUGUUAACAAGUUGGUUUGAAGCUAAUAAAACUUUUCAUGAAGCACGAACAUUAACGUAUGCAGAAUUUCCUUCAAAAUUUGUGUGGGAUUCUCGCACUAAGAUGUGGAAACCUAGAAAAAAAAAAAGGAUCCCUUGGUAGAAUAGCUUAUGUACAUCCUGCAUCUGGUGAAUUAUAUUAU
Molecule: messenger RNA, 1251 nt
Organism: Prunus dulcis (almond)
Lineage: Eukaryota; Viridiplantae; Streptophyta; Magnoliopsida; Rosales; Rosaceae
Exons: 6
Coding region: 60-1211 (383 amino acids)
Source: RefSeq, a predicted model, not a curated record